AUGACACUGCGUCCCGAAAUUCAUUUUGCAUCUGUUUUCGAACAUUGUUCAUUAAAUAAUAAUUUUCAAUGUUUUCAAGGAAAUCCAUUAAAUCGUCUUAAUCUUCAUCGAAAAUCACUUCAAGAUAUAGUUCAACAUUCACAGUCAAGAUUUUUACCAUUUCGUCAACUUAAAGUACUUUUUAAUCAAGAAAAAAAACAACCUGUUUGGCUUACACAUCAAUUUUUAUUUGAAAAUACUAAUGAAAAAAAAUUAACAAUUGAUCAAUGUGAACUUGUUUUACUUGGCAUUGGUUCUCGAUUACUUGCUGAUCGAUCAGCAUUAGUCCCAACUACUGAACCAACAAAAAUCGAUGGUAAACUUCUUAGUAAAUUUUUAUUAGCUUCUGAACCAACCCCAGAUGAAUACAUCUAUUUUGCCUUAUCGAUUCCAACAAAUUUAGCCGAUAAUUUACCUGGUACUUAUAUGGAUCUUCGACCCCUAUUACCUCAAUUAUCUGUAAUUGAUGCAGCUGUAUGCGGCCAAGGACGUUCUUUACUUGAUUGGCAUGUAUCUAAUCAAUAUUGUGGUAAAUGUGGUUCAUCGACUAUUUCACUUGAAGGUGGUACACGUCGUAAAUGUACUAAAUGUAAUCAUAUAAUUUAUCCUCGAACAGAUCCUGUUAUGAUAACAUUAGUUAUUCAUGCUGAUAAAGAACGUGUUUUACUUGGACGUAAAUCUUCAUUUCCUCCAUUUGUAUAUACAUGUUUAGCCGGUUUUAUUGAACCAGGUGAAUCUAUACCUGAAGCAUGUUCACGUGAAGUUUGGGAAGAAAGUGGAAUUGUUGUUGAUACAAAUGAAACACAUUAUUUCGAUUCUCAACCAUGGCCAUUUUUAGGUGGACAAUUAAUGAUUGGAUGCUAUACAUAUGCUAUUGAUGAAACAAUAACAUUACACGAUUCAGAAUUAGAAGAUUGUCGAUGGUUUUCUCGAAAUGAAAUUGCUGAUAUGAUACAACGAGGUCGAAAUAUGAAUCUUGAUAAGAAUGAUCAAGGUCUUCGUAUUCCACCACCUAUUGCUAUAGCACAUCAAAUGAUUAAUAAUUGGUAUUCAAAAACAAACGAAUACUCUUAA
This is a messenger RNA of Rotaria sp. Silwood2, 1113 nucleotides long. The record is from the annotation of a GenBank genome assembly. Lineage: Eukaryota; Metazoa; Rotifera; Eurotatoria; Philodinida; Philodinidae.